GAAAAAUAAAGCGCAGUACCAAGAAUAACUGAUCUAUGGAUAGUACAUGCCGGCGAUCGCAAUGACCACGAAGAAUGAAAAUCGUGAUCACCUAUUUUAUUGAGAAAAGGUACUCAUACUCUCGACUAGAAGAUCGCAAAAUGCCAUCGUCCGUCGUGUUUGGCCACCACGACUACGUGAAAAUAAAGCUGUGUCUAUGUGUAACUCUAACUAUGCUGGGUCGCAGUUGAGCGAGUGGUGUACUGCUAUGGUCCAUUUGGUAUCUCGAGGCAGUUUAUAAAUUGAUUUGCAUCUUCGUCAGGCGUAGGUACCAGCGGAUUUGUUUGUUUAAUAGUUGCAUUUAUGUUGUUGUGGUGCAGCUUGAACGUUUUUACUAGCAAACGCUCCUACUACGUGCCUGUAUUGUGGCGCGUGUCCUUGGUCUCGUCGUCCCACGCAGUUCGACCCAUUAAGUACAUUUUUUCGAUUUCGACUAGUACUAGUAGCAUUAAAACAAAAUAAAAAAGACUCGUUUGUAAACCAUGACAGACGGCGCUGCGCCAGCUUCCAGUGAAGAUAAUGUCGGGCCGCAGGACAUCGAAGUGCGGAAAGAGGACCAAAACAAAAUCAACCGGUUUUCCAGGCUAAACACCGAAUACACCGAGCUCUCAGAGGAGAUCGAAGUGGUACUACCUCAACUUCUGCGAGGAACUGCUCUGUUUUUGUUACAUUGGGCUUGAACAAGAACAAGCUGGAACUGGAUCUGCAUCUGGAAUUGGCAAAGGAAACAUAAAAUUGAAAUAACCGCCCCCGUGGCCCGUGCCGUAACUGCGUGAAGAUGAAGAAAUGACAACCAUGAUCGUGAAUUAUAAUUAAGGAGCCCAGACACACGACAACUAUUUCUACUGUAUAUUGAAAGUUGCUGCACCAUAUGCAAUCUGGUCUACAUUUUUAAAGAAAGCACGAGAAGCCACGCUCAAGCUCAGCGUCGUCUUGCUUGUGCUUCAAGCGAAGCUUGUGGGCCUGUUUUCUUGUUCUGUGUUGCAUUGGAGGACUUAGGUACUUUACAUCUUCGCGAACUGUAUGUUGUAUGUAUGACGUGACGCAUUCUGACUCUUCAGGUGAAAAAGGAGCUGCAAAUGCUAACAGACGCAGAAGAAGAAGUGCAGUGCUGCCUGGAAGCGGAUGGCCUGAUGUAUAAAUUUGGGGACUGUUUCCUGCCCGUCGACGAUAUGGAAGCAUCGGAAAGAUUAGAGAAGCAGAAGACCGCUACCGAGCAGAAGCUGGCUGCUAUGACCGACAAAAUCGAAACUGUGAAAACCGAAAUGGACACGGCGAAGAAGGAACUCUACGACAAAUUCGGAACCAGUAUCAACCUCGAAAACUGAGCUUCACGUGCCCCCUGCUGCACGACACGAUUUCCAGUUCUAAGGUAGACGUCAAAAUACAUCAAUAACUGAUGUGAACAGGAAGGCGAAGGAAUGCGCUCCAACCGCACCGACCCUUUUCUAUCAUGUUGUACAAGCGACAGCGACAAGUCUGAAAGGCUUCUGUAAGGAGCAUGAAGAUGCGACAAGUUGAAGUUCUUUGAUGGUUUAUUUUUUAAACAAGAACUCAGCUGCGGAAUCCAUCAGUUUCAAUGUCAAAGAGAAAAUAAACUAACGCGACGCGUUGCGGUCGUGCGGAGCAGCCAUUGGCUCCCCUUAAUAUUUCCAUUUUGGCCUCGCGGUUCCGAUUGCAGUGGCUGCUGCAGCUGUUCUUUCAAAUUUGAAUGAGUUUUCUUUUGGUGUAAGCGGACAACCCGGGUGCUGCAUUCGACGCACCGGCGACGUCCCUUCUACAU
Molecule: messenger RNA, 1822 nt
Organism: Amoebophrya sp. A120
Lineage: Eukaryota; Dinophyceae; Syndiniales; Amoebophryaceae
Source: the annotation of a GenBank genome assembly